Messenger RNA from Dermacentor silvarum, 1239 nucleotides. RefSeq names its product stomatin-like protein 2, mitochondrial (gene Stoml2). Gene Ontology annotation, cellular component: membrane. The record is from RefSeq and is a predicted model, not a curated record. The transcript has a single exon. Bases 127 to 1203 code for a protein of 358 amino acids. NCBI's taxonomy places the organism in Eukaryota, Metazoa, Arthropoda, Arachnida, Ixodida, Ixodidae.
AACGAGCAACAUUGUGCAAGCAAGAAAAGGCAUUUUGCGGCGUGAUGUCUUGCCGGUGACCGAGCCGACGUCCUGCUGUUGUGGUAGUCAUUAAGUGGUCGUCUGCGAUUAUUCAAGCCCACAAGCAUGUAUUCCGUGGUUAGAGCAACAUCCUGCAGAACUCUCCUGCGCAACGUCGUGUCAGCGACUGCUCGUUGCUCGCGACAGAGGUCCACUACUCCCAUCAACACUGUGAUUAUGUUUGUACCUCAACAAGAAGCAUGGGUGGUCGAGAGGAUGGGAAAGUUCUCGCGAAUAUUGGAACCCGGCUUGAACUUGCUGCUUCCAGUGGUAGAUCGCGUUCGCUAUGUCCAGUCUCUCAAAGAAAUAGCCAUCGACAUCCCGCAGCAGUCUGCCAUCACGCUGGACAACGUGACGCUCAACAUCGACGGAGUUCUCUACCUGAAAGUGGUCGACCCGUACCGGGCGAGCUACGGUGUCGAAGACCCCGAAUUUGCCAUCACACAGCUCGCGCAGACGACGAUGCGUUCUGAGCUGGGCAAGAUAGCCCUCGAUAGUGUCUUCAAGGAACGGGAGUCGCUCAACAUUGCCAUUGUGGAUGCCAUCAACAAGGCGAGCGGUGCCUGGGGCAUCGUCUGCCUGCGCUACGAGAUCCGCGACAUCCGUCUACCACAGCGGGUCCACGAAGCGAUGCAGAUGCAGGUUGAGGCUGAGCGAAAGAAGAGAGCAGCAGUUUUAGAGUCGGAAGGGAUCCGAGAAGCGGAUAUCAACGUAGCUGAGGGACAGCGCCGUGCGCGUAUACUGGCCUCGGAGGCGGAGAAGAUGGAGCUCAUUAACAAGGCGCAGGGAGAGGCUAAUGCCACGCUGGCUAAAGCUGAAGCCAAGGCCAAGGCCCUUAGCAGAAUAGCCGGCUCCCUGCAACAACCAGUCGGUGGCAAUGCCGCGUCAUUUAUGGUGGCCGAGCAAUACGUGCAAGCCUUCAAGAGUCUCGCUAAGGAAGGCAACACCAUCAUCCUACCUGCCAACACAGGUGACGUGUCGUCGUCUGUGGUCCAGGCCAUGGCCAUCUACAAGAACCUCACCCACCCUGUAAAAACAACGCAGCAAGAGACUGGAAACCAGUCCACGGAUAGCUUGGCGGAGUACAUAAGUGACGACGAGGACAGGAAAGAUGUCACGGACUCCACGAAACGCCAGACAUAAGGAGACCUCACAUUAAAGACUUCUGUUCUUGGAGCA